GCCUCAAUUUCUACCACCGUGUCGCCGGCACGCAUGCGCAAGGACCACACGUAGGUAGUAUCGAGCGGUGGACGGGAUGCACGCUUUCGUGUCGUGCCACAUGCAUCGUCUCAUCCCGUCCGUUGCCCCGGCGGCGAUAAACGCAGCGACCCCCAGGUCGGUCGUCGGCGUCGCCGAUGAUAGCCAGCGGCUGAGCCAAAGGAGCAAUAAGGCAGUGGUUACUGCGCGCGCGGCGGUACCCAACCGGGGCGGGAGAGCUGUGAGCGGCGACGUCAUGGUGGAAGGGAGUCGGUCCGACAACGGCUCUCUGGCAAGAACAACUGACGGCGAGCGGUCGCAGCAGCGGCCCUGGACGCCGCCGGAGCUAGCCGUCGCUCCGGACGCCGUCAUCAACCUAGAGCUCGGCGACCCGACCAUGUACGAGGCGUUCUGGAAGGAGGCCGGGGAGCGCACUGCGGUCGUGAUCCCCGGGUGGCGGGGGAUGAGCUACUUCUCCGACGCCGGGGGGCUCUGCUGGUUCCUCGAGCCGGAAUUCGAGCGCGAGGUGCGCCGCCUCCAUCGCCUCGUCGGCAACGCAGCGGUCGAUGGCUACCACCUCGUGGUCGGUACUGGUGCCACCCAGCUAUCCCAGGCGGCCAUUUACGCGCUGUCUCCCGCCGACGCCAACCAUCCCAUCGGCGUCGUAUCGCCGGCGCCGUACUAUUCGGCGUAUGCGCCACAGACGGACCUCCUGCUCUCGGGGUUCUACCGCUGGGCCGGCGACGCCAACGCCAUGGGCGGUGACAGCCACAUCGAGCUGGUCUGCUCACCAAACAAUCCCGACGGCGCCAUCCGUGAGGCCGUCCUGAGCUCCAAGCCUGGCAAGGCGAUCCACGACCUCGUGUACUACUGGCCGCAGUACACGCCCAUCACCGGCACGGCAGCCCACGACAUCAUGCUCUUCACCAUGUCCAAGAUCACUGGCCACGCCGGCACGAGACUCGGGUGGGCGCUAGUGAAGGACCUGGAGGUGGCGAAGAAGAUGACUUACUUUGUCGAUCGCAGCACCAUCGGCGUGUCUAGGGACUCACAGCUCCGUGCCGCCAAGAUCCUCACCUUGGUCUCUGACGCCUACGAUGACGACAAGGACACAAGGCGGCUCUUUGACUUCGCGCAGCGGUGCAUGGCAGACCGAUGGCAGGCUCUACGCGCCACCGUGGCGUCCACCGGCAUGUUCAGCCUUCCGGAGGAGACAUCGGGCUACUGCACCUUCACAAAGCAAAUCGUGCCAGCUUACCCUGCGUUUGCGUGGUUGCGCUGCGAGAAGGAAAGCGUGGAAAACUGUAGGGAGCUCCUGCGUGGUCAUGGCGUCCUGGCACAGGGCGGCGAGCUGUUCGGGGGAGACGCAAGGUGCGUUAGAGUCAACAUGCUGGAGAGGGAUGGAGUGUUCGAUGUACUCGUACAACGUCUCUCCUCUAUUGAAUGAAUAAUGAUGAAUUGUUGAUUGCUAUAAGUAUAUUUUUAAAUAUUCAGUAAUGGCCAAUGUAAUUUGUUGUGUGAUUUUAAUUAAGAGCUCUUUUACGAUGGUUGCUAAAAAUAACAGAUUAAAAUCGGGGUUCAAAUAGCCUCUUUUCUC
Molecule: messenger RNA, 1615 nt
Organism: Triticum dicoccoides
Lineage: Eukaryota; Viridiplantae; Streptophyta; Magnoliopsida; Poales; Poaceae
Product: tryptophan aminotransferase-related protein 1-like
Exons: 5
Coding region: 77-1465 (462 amino acids)
Biological process (GO): amino acid metabolic process
Molecular function (GO): carbon-sulfur lyase activity; transaminase activity
Source: RefSeq, a predicted model, not a curated record